CACGUGACAGGCAUUGCAGCCGAUCGGCGCUCGAACAGGAACUUAACAUCUGAGACGAUGGAACGUCGUGUUACCUAUGCCGUGGUGUCGUUGAUGUUGGUGUCGACAGUCAGCAGCACUUGUCCAUGCAGCGACCCGGAAUGGUGUAAACCGAUCACCAACACAACACGCAAAGAAGUGUUCAUGUUUUCCCUGCAUGACAAGGCAAGCAGCUGGAGCAGGUUUGACUGGACGAGGGUCACCACGGUGGUCAUGGUGGGCUAUGUCAGCCCGGACCUCAUGUGCUUCGCCCACCAGCAUAAUGCCAGAGUGGUCAUCAUAGCUAACUACCAAACAGCAGACCUCACCAACUCAAGCAAGAGACAAGCUUGGGUCACUCAGCAACUGGCGACUGUCCAAGACAACUACCUGGACGGCAUCAACAUCGACUUCGAGAGUCCCAUACCGAAGGACCAGGUGGACGUCCGUGACGGAUACACAAGCCUCGUCAGGGAGACAUACCAGGCCUUCAAAUCAGCCUUGCCUUACUCUCAGGUGACAGUGGAUGUUGCAUGGAGCCCAGCGUGUAUCGACCUUCGUUGCUAUGACUACAAAGGCUUAGCCCAGUACACAGACUUUCUGUUUGUCAUGUCUUAUGAUGAACAGAGUCAGAUCCAGGGAGAAUGUAUUGCCAAGGCCAACUCAGGCUUUGCCAAAACCUUGACAGGUUUACAGGGUUACCUGAAGAUUGUGGAAAUCCCGCCAUCACAGCUGGUUCUCGGGAUGCCAUGGUACGGCUACCGGUACCCAUGUCUUCAGCUCACACAGGAUGACAAGUGUUUCAUCAAACAUGUUCCAUUCCGAGGGGUCAACUGCAGCGAUGCCGCAGGCACACAGCGAGACUUCAGUGCAGUCUACCCCCUCCUGCAGAGCUCUGGGGCAAAGAGGAUCUGGGACAAUGUGACUCAAACUCCACACUUCACUUACAAGGAUCCGUCCACAGGGAUCAUGUACCAGUACCAGUAUGAUGAUCCAGAGAGCAUCUCCAUCAAGUGUCAGAUGGCGGAGACACUUGGUUUACGCGGUGUUGGGAUAUGGAACGCUGACUCAGUGGAUUACAGCAACACAACGGAAGCGAACAAGGUCAGGCAGUGGAUGUGGGGAUCACUGCCUCAAGGCCCCAGCUGGUAGAUUGUGUUUUAUGUGAGCUGCAAACUCUCGAGUGACAUUAAGUUGGAAAGUUCUGCUUGAAGUUAUGUUUCAGAUGUUUUAGUAUUGUGUGUGAUUAUGGACGCCUGUUUGUAUGUUUCACUGUCAUGUAUCUGGAGCCAGGAAAUGUUUUCAGUCAAUCUGUUGUCAAAGUUAGGGAUGAAGCCAUAACCUAGAAGCAAAUACUCGCUUAUCCAGACUCUUGCAUUUUCCCACGUUUUGUCCAGAUAAACAAACUUCUGGAUACCUGAAUCUUGUCAGUUACUUCCCUGACCCAAAUUCUGAAGCGAAAGAACCCAAACUCUAUGAUAUUAUGUGAAAGAUUAUUCAAGUAUUUUGAAUCGAAUCAAAAUCUACAUGGUCAAAUAUAGUGUAAUGUACCAA
Haliotis rubra (blacklip abalone) is the source of this 1572-nucleotide messenger RNA. RefSeq names its product di-N-acetylchitobiase-like. The transcript is spliced from 8 exons. Lineage: Eukaryota; Metazoa; Mollusca; Gastropoda; Lepetellida; Haliotidae. Gene Ontology annotation, molecular function: chitinase activity; chitin binding. Gene Ontology annotation, cellular component: extracellular region. Gene Ontology annotation, biological process: carbohydrate metabolic process; chitin catabolic process. The coding region runs from base 58 to 1170 and encodes 370 amino acids. The record is from RefSeq and is a predicted model, not a curated record.